AUGGUAGGAAGCAUACUUAGCUCUCAAAGGCUGGCACAAUUAGCAGGAUUUCAUCCUAAACUUCAAAGAGCCUGGUACUUGAUAGCAGCAACCACGCUAAGUGCUUGUAAUGAACCACAAGAAAUUCCAAAACUCUACCAUUUUGCCAUGCUGAACGAUUUGCAGCCUGAUGAGAUCUCAAAGAACGCUGUGACAACUUUGGAGCUUUUACAGAAUACUCAGUCUAAACUGGAUCAGGAUAUCAACGAUAUGUACAAUGAUCCUGGGAAGUCUCAAACAACCAUAACUCAGAAACUGAGAGAAGCUCUUUUAAAAAGCGGUGCGCUCACUGGGAUCCCCAAAUCCAUAAAUUCACUCCAGGCAUUGAAGUUGGUGACACCGAAUAAACUGAGACCUUUAACCCAGAACAUUGAUGCACACAGUUGUAACUUAAUUGAAGGCUCGGUGCGGCCUGUUAACGUUGCACCAGAACAAGUUGUGCAAAACGGCAUUGGCCAUUGGAACAAGAUCUACAGUAAAGUUUCCAACAAAGUGGUUAACAAUUUGAACUCAUCGUAUCCAGAUCUUUGGCAAUUUGUGCUAUGCAACGUCUAUGGGCCACUAUUGUCAUUUGAUGACAUUCUGGACGCUCAAGAAACUAGUUUGGUGAUAAUCGCCGCUCUGGUUCCCCAAGACAUGAAUGCGCAGCUAUGGGGACAUAUGAAAGGGGCUCUCAAUGUAGGCUGUGAUCAAGAAACGGUUGUUGCGGCAAGAAAUAUGAGCAUUCAAAUCUCAAAAUGGUGCGGAAUGCGCUGGAAAUCGGAUAUCGUUAAGCUUUGA
Molecule: messenger RNA, 819 nt
Organism: Lachancea sp. 'fantastica'
Lineage: Eukaryota; Fungi; Ascomycota; Saccharomycetes; Saccharomycetales; Saccharomycetaceae
Source: the annotation of a GenBank genome assembly